Heterostelium album PN500 is the source of this 1872-nucleotide messenger RNA. RefSeq lists its product as uncharacterized. Lineage: Eukaryota; Evosea; Eumycetozoa; Acytosteliales; Acytosteliaceae. The transcript has a single exon. The record is from RefSeq and is a predicted model, not a curated record. The coding region runs from base 1 to 1872 and encodes 623 amino acids.
AUGAAGUCACCUAUCAAUUCAGUUUUUAGUAAUAUUUAUCUAUUAAGACAUAUAACAUCAUUUAUCAGAGAACAACGUGAUAAUGACUGUCCUUUAAAUGAUUACAAAUAUUAUUAUUUACAUCGUUAUCAUCAGUUUACUGAUUCACGUAUCAUCAACAAUGGCUGGUAUCAUCUGUUAACUGAUAGAAUCAAAACGGGUCGAUCGCUUCGAUUCGAUACAGAUGAUGCAUUGUUACUUUGUCAGCAAGUCAGAGAUAUCGAUGUAUUCACAACGGUCUACAAUCACAAGAAGAUCUACUUCACCAAUCCCGAAUGCUUACUAUCUGCCAUCGGUUCCGGUAAUAUCGCUGCCACCCGGAUUUUGCUGAAACAACGAUAUCCAGUUGACCAUUCCACUCGAUACACACGAGAAUUCCUUAUCGAUAAAGCGGUGUCGAGUUACCAAUUUGAUAUGGUGACGUUCCUCAUCAAUGAAUUAUACACUACAACGACAGAGAAACAGCUUUGUCCGUCCAUCGAAAAGCUGUUCGAUAAGAAAGCACGGAUGUCAUGGAAUAGUAAAACUACCGACCUCUCAGAAAUGGAGAGAAUCUUUAGAGCAACGAGAAACCAACCAUUAUCCAAUCUUGAAACCAUUCUACAGUCGUUCAAAAUGUAUUAUACACCGAAACAGAAUCUUAAUUCAGCAUUCUUCAAUCUUAAAAACCACUUUUCAGUGAUAAUUAACAACUAUCACGAACCAAUUCAGUCGUACCUAGACCAGCUCUAUUGUUUUUGUAAAGUCUAUGGACUACUUAAAGAUGUUGAACAUUUCAAAAGACAAGCAGACUUCCUACUUCAACUAUCGAUAUCCAAUUGUGUCAAUACAAUCGCUAGCUUUAAGGAAAGAGUAGAUCUUACAAUGGAUAAAUAUCAACCAAGCCAACACAACCCAAAUCGUCAACAAAUGAAUUACUUUAUUCAGUUGAUAAAGUUGGUACAACUGAUCAACGGUGGUCAAUUCCCUAUGCUUGAACAAGAGAACAUAGAAAAUAUAAUUAUCAGAUCAACCGGACAUGCAUAUAUCAUUUCAUUCUUGAUUCAUCAUGUUUUCGAAUAUGUACCGAGACAACUUCUAAUUGAAAAGCUUGGUAAUGUUUCGGAUUCAAUCGAUUCCACCAUUGUAGCAUACAAUUACUUUACAAGAGAGAAGUCAACAAAGACAUUGGCAGAGAUGAUAGACGAUCGUUGGUACCGAUCGGCAAAGUGUGCAGCUUGGGCGGGUGAUGUUGAGAAACUAAAGAAUCUAUUGGCUGGACGCACUCUUCCGAAAGUCAAAGCUGCCAUCACAGAUGAACUCAUCAAACUAUCGAUAAUCAACGAAAAGAUCAAUGUUUUGGAAUACCUCGUUGUUCAAUACGGUGCGAAUCUCAACAAAGAGAAUAUAGAAUCAAUUGGUUUGGUUGGAAGUUUCUCAAGUAUGCAACUGUUGCUCGGCGAAUCAUUGAGAGCUGGUGACUAUGACCAAGAGAAUGUUGUGUCGGUACACAAGAUGGCAAUAUUGAGUGGUCAAACUAAAUUCAUUGAAUCGCUAUACAAUGAAUAUCCAGAGUAUGAUAGAGUGUAUUGGGAUGAAUCUGUAUUCUCUGGAAAUGUAGAAUUGGUACGUCUUAACUUGGAUCAAUGUAACCGUCAUCAACAACCAAUCGAUCAAAAGUUUUUGCUUGAUCUCAUAAAGAUGGCUAUCGAACUGGGUCAAAUAGAGGUAUAUCAAUUCUUUGUUGAUAGAAUACAAGAUCGAUCCAUUUUGGAUGAAUUACCACCAAAUCAUCAAUUGUUAUCACCGUAUGACAAACUCUAUCCAAUGUAUCUCUAUCAAAAACAACAAUAA